Rhipicephalus sanguineus (brown dog tick) is the source of this 2033-nucleotide messenger RNA. RefSeq names its product sulfotransferase 2B1. Gene Ontology annotation, biological process: sulfation. Bases 99 to 1094 code for a protein of 331 amino acids. Gene Ontology annotation, cellular component: cytoplasm. Gene Ontology annotation, molecular function: sulfotransferase activity. The record is from RefSeq and is a predicted model, not a curated record. NCBI's taxonomy places the organism in Eukaryota, Metazoa, Arthropoda, Arachnida, Ixodida, Ixodidae. The transcript is spliced from 3 exons.
CGAAAUCGACGAGCCCGUUAUCGCUCCUUGACGUUCACCGCGCCCCGCUUUCACGCCGUCGACCUUAUCAAGGAGCCAAAGCAUCUGUGGUCUUAACCAUGAGCAAGAGAACAUCCACAACCCGCCCGAAACCUUACUACCAGAUCAUUGACGGGGUACCCAGGUGCCCUUUCAUGACCCCGGAGUCCCUCAGGCAGGGUCUCGACUUCGUUGCCCGUAAGGGAGACCUGUUGCAGGUUUCAUACCCCAGAAGCGGCACACACUGGGUGCAGUACAUUACGCAGCUGAUCCUGAAGGAGGGCGAGCCAGUCGACACGUACGAGCAGUUCAUGGAAGGUGCCAAGUUCAUCGAGUACUUUUCUGGUAUCGACAACAACUGCAAGCAGGACACACCGGUGCGAACCCUGUGCACCCAUCUGCCUCUGCACAAGGACAAGCUCAACCCGGAGGCCAAGUACAUCUACGUGGCUCGCAACCCUUGGGACGUCUGCGUGUCACUAUACCAUCACGAGAGAAACAUCAGCGUCUUUCGCUUCGAAGAUGGCACAUUCGAUGACUUCCUGGAAGUCUUCUUAACAGGCGAGCUUGGAUACGGCUUCUACUUUGAUCACGUGACUGCCGGAUAUGCCUUGAAAGACGAGCCCAACGUGUUCUUCGUGACGUACGAGGAAUUGACGAGGGACACUCGAGGCACUGUGAUUAGGUUGGCCCGAUUUAUUGGUGAACGCUACGGCAAAAGCCUGGAGGAAGGUGGCGAAGCAGGUGAAGGGAGGCUAAACGAGAUCCUCAAGAGGAGCAGUGCGAGGAGCAUGAAAGAUGUCAUGGUGUUCAACCUGCGCGAAAACCCUGAUCCAGGAUUGCAGAAGCGCCUGGAGGAGCUGAACGUGUCCUCUAAGGCUUCUCACGAAGGAGACGUCAAGCGCCACGAAGUUUUGAGAAAGGCGAAGAUUGGUGGAUGGAAGGAACACUUCUCGCCCGAGCAGCUGCGAUGUAUGGAGGCAACGAUCCGGGAAAGGACCAGAGGUUCCGGCGUGAUGGAUCUGUGGAAGGACAUUCGACAGGAAACGUUGAAAUUAUGUGAAGAGUCUUCAUAGGCCAAAGACACCAUGCAACAUGCAGCAUCAGGCAGUUGAUGCAUGGAAUCAUGCAGCUGAUAUGUCAUGCAGCUUAUCUAUGGCAGCACUAUGCAGCAUGCAUAGUGAUUCCAUACAUCAAGGAUGUAAUCUGCUUUGACGCCAUAGAAUGCAUGCAUUUGAAAAUUAUUGCCCUAUUUGUUCACUGAGCUUUAUACCAUGACGAAGGUGGUAGUACACUAAAAGAAACGCGAACAAAUGCAUGAGACGGGACGAUGCGCUAGCUACAAACUGCGUAAUGGGCGAAACUCAUUCAUAUACAGCUUAAGGCACGCGCGCGCGUAGUCGGUAUGACUGCUGUACAAUCAAGUCAACAUACCUGAGGAAGUGGGAAAAAGAUUUAACGCACGCAAGCAAUCACGUACCGGCACCUGAAAAUUGCGCUACCACCUUCUCCAUGAUUGACUACGAACAUGCCCAUUCUCACUUCCUUUCAAGUUGUAUAGUGUAUAUUUUUGUUUAAAUCAUGUUGUGACACUUGUGCGGGCGCAACCAGCCUCGAGGGCCGACGACCGCUGUUUACCCUUCGCAGGGCACAUAGCCAACCUUUCAUCUCGCACUUUUGUCAUUCCUAUUCAAAGAUUUCCCGAUAUCAGCGUCAAAAAAAAUACAUAUACCUUGAUUUUUAUCAUCGCAUUCAUGGGGCCCUGGAACCUGGAAUUGUAGAGGAUUCAGUUAAAGUUUAGGUAAUGUAAAACACAAACUGAGUAUGUUCUCCCCUGUUGCCCAACUCCUAUAGAGCAUGCAAACUCAGGUCAACAAAAUAAAAAUAUUUUUAAGGUCUUCACUGCGCUACGGCGCGACUGCACUCUGCCUAGCUGGCUGUCGGGCGGUGAGGUCAUUGCUGUCCAAAGCGGUAUAUCGCCGUGAGGUAAAAGGCGUGAUGAUAUAGGGGCCAAU